GACGCGGUCCCACAGGAACCAUUCGAUGAGUGCAGCUGUUUAUAUCCGACUACUUCCGGGGUGUGUGUAGCUCCGCUGCUAACAUUAGCCGUGACAACCGAUACUUUACCCCACAGUCUCCUGUAGUGUGCAGGAUCACAGAUCGCCAGCACAGAAUGGAUGGCGAAGAGAAAACCUAUGGCGGCUGCGAAGGCCCAGAUGCCAUGUAUGUGAAGUUGAUAUCUUCUGAUGGCCACGAAUUUAUUGUAAAAAGAGAACACGCAUUGACAUCCGGAACCAUCAAAGCUAUGUUGAGUGGACCAGGUCAAUUUGCUGAGAAUGAAACCAAUGAAGUGAACUUCAGGGAGAUCCCAUCCCAUGUGCUGUCAAAGGUCUGCAUGUAUUUCACUUACAAGGUCCGCUACACCAACAGCUCCACGGAAAUACCCGAAUUUCCCAUCGCUCCAGAGAUCGCACUGGAACUGCUCAUGGCUGCAAACUUCUUGGAUUGUUAGAACGAUACACGAUGUAGCUGCUUAAAACAUUUUUAGAUUAUUUUGACUAUUUAACUUGUUUUGCAAUGUUCAACCUAUACACAAUUGAUCUGUAUUUCUCAUAUGAAAUUUAAAGAUUUUCUUUUUGCA
This is a messenger RNA of Gadus macrocephalus (Pacific cod), 623 nucleotides long. Its product is annotated as elongin-C. Lineage: Eukaryota; Metazoa; Chordata; Actinopteri; Gadiformes; Gadidae. The coding region runs from base 156 to 494 and encodes 112 amino acids. Gene Ontology annotation, biological process: ubiquitin-dependent protein catabolic process. Gene Ontology annotation, cellular component: elongin complex. The transcript has 4 exons. Gene Ontology annotation, molecular function: protein-macromolecule adaptor activity. The record is from RefSeq and is a predicted model, not a curated record.